Molecule: messenger RNA, 1236 nt
Organism: Eurytemora carolleeae
Lineage: Eukaryota; Metazoa; Arthropoda; Copepoda; Calanoida; Temoridae
Product: formin-like protein 6
Exons: 3
Coding region: 300-1076 (258 amino acids)
Source: RefSeq, a predicted model, not a curated record
GAGAAAAUAAUAUAUUUAACAGCUUUUAAGGAAAUCAUUUAAAGUUAAUUGUAAUUGAAUUAGUGAAAAUGCAGAGAAAGAGCUGUGAAUCUGAGCAAAUUUCUUUUUCUUUAAGAUUCGAAAGUUGCCCUGAAUUUCUCUAAAUACGUCUUCAUAAUUAACAAAUUAUUCCUUAAGAUUGGUUGGAGGGUCCUGUCGCUCACGGAAAGCAGAAUCUGGGUGUCAAGCUCUUCGGGCUUGUACUGGAGAAGCUGGGUGUGGCUACUGAUGUCCUGGAUGAGGAGGACCAGGAGAUCCUGAUGUAUAACCUCAUGUUGUCUGCUGCUGUGAUCGGCGUUCUGGGGGUCAUCCUGUGUCUCUUCCUCGCCCUGUACCGGAUGGUUAAGGGUCUGAGUCUCUGCUGUGUCCCCCGGGUCGUUACCCAUCCUGUCGACGCGGCAACAGCAGUUCUCCGGAGGUUUUUUCUGGGAGAACGCAACGGAGACUACUGGUUCGAGCCCGAUCAGGGCGGACACGCCAGGUUUGAUGACGUGGAUGAUGGGUGGACUCUGUCCUGCCCUCGUCGUAGUUCUGCCGGAAGUCUCCCUACUUACAACUCCGUGGUGACCUCACAGCCAACCUCGACUCGAGGUGAGGGGUUUGACCGAGGAGAGGUAAUACGGAUGCAGUCCUUCUCUGCUGUGAGCUCCGUUAGUAUGCCUCCUCCAGCUCCGCCUGCUCCGAGCUCAGUUGGAGACAGUUCAAAGGUUCCUCCUCCAGCUCCGCCUGCUCCGAGCUCAGUUGGAGACAUUUCAAGGGUUCCUCCUCCAGCUCCGCCUGCUCCGAGCUCAGUUGGAAACGGUUCCUUGAUGCCUCCUCCUGCUCCGCCUAGGGCCUCUACUAAGGUUUCUCAGUCUGGCCAGGGGGUGAGGGUGAGUAGCUCCGUCAUGGACUACGCUCUGCCCCUGCCUACCCUGGCGAUGAGGAGUGAGAAGCCUGCCGGAGCGAUGUCUCUUGCCGCUGAGUUGGCCUUGGCCCGGAAGAGCAGCCUCAGAGGUUCCCGGGAGUCCCUUACUGCCAGGAACGCUCAGAAGUAGAUCUGCUCAACCGAGAAACAGUUCCGGAUCCAGGGGGGCCGUAACAGUGCAUCUAUAUGAACCCCCACUUUCUCUUCGUCCUUUUUCUUUGUAAGGUUUGUUGUGUGGUUGGUUUUAAGUGUUGGUUUUCAAGUGUUGUGUUUCAAGUGUUGGUUUUCAA